AUGCCCAGUUCAUCAUCUGUCAUUCCGAGGAAACUAAUGCUUGUUCCUCUUCCUCUUGUCCUUCAGCGCUCGCUCAAAUUGGCUUCGGAUGUCCUCCCCACGUUUACUCUCCUGUCAUUUGUCGUUGUCCAAUUUUUCCUGAAUAUUGCCCGCUACAUUCCAGCCCGCUACUGGCAAAGCUGGGUCGACCGGUCCCGGCUCGUCCUCAAAGUUAUGCUCGAUUGUAUACUUGUCAAUGGCUUGAAGUCGCCUCUUUCCCUCACGCCGGCCACGUUUCUCGCAGACGGACGCACCAGCGAUUACCGGCGCGACCGGCAGCAGCUUGACAUCCUCCACCAGCGCAUUCUCGAGCUGGAACGGCGCAAUGCAUCCCUCUCCCAAAACCUCGACGAAUCAAAUGAGGAGCAGCGUUUACUCCGUGAACGGCUCGUCAAACAGUCCCAAGGCUCUCAUAAAGGGGAUGAAGACUGGCAGACACGCUGUAGGGAUGCCGAAGCAUCGGCCAAACACUACGAGGCAGACCUUGCUCGUAUCAAAAGGCAAUUUGAUGCGCAAACGCAGCUAUUGGAGGAAACCGAAGGGCUGUUGAACACGCUCCGUAAAUCCAAUGACGAGGCGAGAAUGUCGAGGAUGGGGAAUGAAGGCACCCAGCGAGAAGCUCUUGCGCAGAUGGACGCAUUGCGAGAGAACGAGGCGGCGUUGCGUACGCAAGUGGACGACCUCACCGCAAAACUUGAAAUCGCAGAGGCUUCAGCCUCGCAACUUACUACACAGCUGGAUGAAUCCAAUACAAAGCUACAGGGCUCCCAGAAGACAUUGGAGGCUGCCAAUACUACUCUGCAGGAUCUGCGGGCACAGUUGGAUCAAGAAACACGCAUUGCAUCUUCGGCUCGCAAUGAUCUGGUUGCACAGAAUGAUGCAGUUCAGACACAGCUACAUGAGGCAAUUGCAGCCCGAGAGCAAGCAGAGCAAGCGUAUGAAGCUGCAGUCACCAGUCACGACGAGACAGUCCAGAGCCUCGUCAAAGUAAACGAAGAAUCGGACAGAUCCCUUCAAACUGCCCAAAAAGCCCGCGAAGAAGCUGAACAACACUUGCUCCAAGUUCGUCAGGAGCUAGCUGCGGCGCAAACUCGAGCAUACAACGUCCAGCUCGUCAACAGCCAGUUGCAGGGAAAGAUCAAAGCCCUUGAAGGCAUGUCUCUUACUAUUCACGCUCCAGAGCAACGAGCAUCCCAAGAUGGCGAGGCCAAGUCGGAUACUGAGCAGAUCCAAGUUAUGGAAGACGCUCAUGCUAAGAUCGUGCAGUUGGAAAACUCUGUAGCAGAAAAGACCCGCGACAAUGAGGCUUUCAAGGCCGACAUCAAAGCUAAGGAGGAGGAAAUUUCUCGCUUGAACGAGCUCCUUGAGCAUGCAGACCAACGCGCGCACAAGUUGAAGAAGCCACGACGACCAUCUACGUCUAUUCCCCAUGCCGAUGGAGCAGCAGAACAUGCUCGAUCAACCAGCAUCAGCUCCCGUCUUGGGCUUGACCGGUUUGGCUCUGAGCGCCAACGCACUGUCUCCGGAUCCUCCACCCACGGCUUACCCCCUGCUAUGGCGUACGAUGUCGGAAGUAUUGGUCGAACCUCUGGAAGAAGCCGUGGCGGGAGUAUCGGUGCAGGAAGUCCAUCGAUGAGUCCAGCUCAUCGUGCCCAAGCGGCUCUACCAAAUGACCAGACCGCGGGUGAUACCUCUGGGCCAACCUCAAUCUCAUUCGUGGUAGAUGAGGCUCCACAUGAUACCUCUGCAUCUGCAUCUCCCGAGAAGCAUAGUCACAAGAGAAGCUCAGGCAGCACUAGACGGAGACUCUCGUCCAUCCUAGGUCUUCACGACAAGCACGACAAGGAAAAACACGAGAAGAGUCACACCAAGGAAGCAAGCUAG
Molecule: messenger RNA, 1923 nt
Organism: Serendipita indica DSM 11827
Lineage: Eukaryota; Fungi; Basidiomycota; Agaricomycetes; Sebacinales; Serendipitaceae
Source: the annotation of a GenBank genome assembly